AUGGAUAAGUUCCACCGAGAGAUCAUAACUGCGUUAACGCCAGAACUUCAAAGUGACAUUGUUCCACUUCCCAGUUUCUAUGCGAAGCUACUUGCUAAGGGAAUCUUCACUGAUGAAAUGGUUCAACAGAUUCAGGCUCAGAAGACUGAAAGUGAACAAAACUUAAGGAUGUUGACCUUAUUGAAGAAGAGGGCAAAAGUAUUUCACAAAUUCUGCGAGAUCCUUGAAGAUACGUCAUACAAACACCUUGCCAAACUUCUCAGAGAUGAAGAGACACGGAGACGUGAAGUGACGACGCCUCCAAGCGAACAAAUGCAAGAGUUCUUCUCCAAAAACCUUGCCACAAAUAGACAUCUAUCUCAAAAUGAUAAGCAAGUGAUCUGCAACAAUCUAGUCACAAAAGACGAAUUUAUGCGAGAAAGACGUUCCCUCAAUGAAAAGGAUGAUGAGAAUAAACGCUUAAACAACCAAGUAAAGCCUCUUCAAAAUGAGUUGUCGAAUGUCAAUGACAAACUUAACAUAAGUUUGAAAGUAAUUAAAGGUAACAACGUUGAAAUGGAUGAACUCAAUCAGAAAAUAAAAGAACUACAAGCUAAAAUUAAAGAACUCUCUCAAGAAAAAAUGAGUUUGGAGGACAAACUUAACAGAAAUUACAAUGGAAGUCCGAGAAUUGUGAACUCACUUGACCAAGAACCGAAAGAUCAAGUUUGGAUUGCAGAUGCAAAGGAUGAAGAAAUUUCAAAAUUAAAAGAGGAACUAGAUAUUAAACAAAGUAACUUAGAAGGGAUUCGUAUUCAGUUCGAAAGCCACAAGCGUGACCACGAGGAGAAAAUAAAGAAGAUUAAUGAAAAAAUGCAGGCUGUUACGGACCAUAAUCCAAAUGAUGACAAUCUACCUAUUGAUACAAAACAUAUGGUUAUACUCCACAUGAAUAUGGAACAUGUGGAAAAUAAAAUAGCGGCACUCCAGGAAGACCUCUUCCAGGCCCAUAACACUAUAAGGGAACUGGAAACCGAACAGCAAACCGCAUGUGAAAUCCGAGGGUUUGAUAGGGUUGAGAACAACCAAAACAUCGAUACAAUAGAACUAAGCUUCAUAAAUAAACUUCAGACUGAAACGGAAGAUCAGAAAAUAAAAAUAAAUUAUCUGAAGAAAAAGUUAAAGGAAGCAAAAACGGAAAAAUCAAACUUACAGCGACAACUUGAUAAGCUAAAAAUAAAUGAGGAGCUAAUGAAACAAAAUCUCAAAACAAUGAAAAAGAAAUAUCUUGAUUUACGUGGAAGGAUGCAUGAAAGAAGAGGAAGUAGCGCUGGUGAAAGUCACUCAAGUGGCGGGGACAUCGUUCAACUGCCAGAUAUCUCAGUAUUAAACCGGUUUGCAGACCUAGCCAAAAAUCUAACCCUAAAGAAAAGCCCGAGUGAGCCAGUUUUUAAAGACACUUUCCCAGAUGUGAUUCGCGUUGCACACCCUCAGAAUUCUCUUACAAGACCGCAGAAAUCUGACAAAUAUCACCCUCGGUCACGCCAUCUAUCUAUCGAUAGAUUACCUCCUUUGGACGAAGACUCCGGCGGGAAAAGGAUGUUUGAGAAAACCAUAAAACGUACAUGAUAUAUUAAAACACACGUUCUGUUUAUCACAAAGGACAGCAUGGCAAGUCUAAACAAUCAUUUGGAAAGAGAUGGUCUUGCUCCCUCGUUCCUGAUGAGAAUUCAAAAGGAUGCGGAUGAAGUUCAAAUGAUGAUGAAUAAUCUCAAAAUGUAGAAUGUCAUUACAAAAUUGUGUCAGUCAUGUCAGUAGCUAGGGUCUGUAUAUGUGCACGGCAUGCAUAUCUUAUAUGGUCUUCAGAAUCUAUACAUCAGGGACUCAUCGAAGCUCUUUCAAAUUAAUCUUUUCAUCGAUGGAGUACUUCAGGGUUCUAUUAUCACACUUCUAUUAAUUUUGUAAAUGACUCAUUUUCAGUUAAAAAUGAAC
Messenger RNA from Owenia fusiformis, 1971 nucleotides. The record is from the annotation of a GenBank genome assembly. NCBI's taxonomy places the organism in Eukaryota, Metazoa, Annelida, Polychaeta, Sabellida, Oweniidae.